UACAGAAGUCUUUGUUACACACAGUUACAGUAUCACCACGCUUGCAGCCUAUAUCUAUCUGUAACUAUUACACACAUAUAGGUGCUAUUUGUGAACAUAUCAAUACUAAUAAGUGUCAUGAUAAUAUAAUAAUCAUGAAUUCUAACUUUUGCAGGUUAACUUACGCAUGACUGGUGAGAAGACAAGUUUGAAGAUUCACACGCCAUUAAGGUACGCAUAACAUUUGGCAUUGUGUUUGUAUAUUGAGUAGUGUGUACGGUAAAGGCUAUAGUAAGUACUAAGAUGACAAUAUCGUUAUGUAACAGAUCUAUUAAGGUAUGCACAAGAGUGCCAAUACAGCUGGCUAUUAUUAAAAUAAAAAACACUUAAAAUCACUUUUACACCUAGACCUUAAUUGUAUAUAUGCCAUUGUAAAAUGUUGCCCGAUCUGGCAAAAUGAGUUGGAAGUCACUAGUAGAGAUUUAUCCCUUAAAGCCAAAUACACAGUAGAGCAUUAAGUUGAUCGAUUUUUCGUGUUUAAUUAAUUUGAAUAGGGAAAAAAAUACUCAAUUUUAACUUGCCGAAGUCUGAAAGUCCACAGUGAUCAAUAUAAUCUUGAAAUAUAACAUUUUGUAGACCCUAUCAUUCCAUAAACAUUAACUCUGCAAACUUUAAAUGUCUUUUUCUACAUUUUGGUUCAGAUAAUUAUUGACAUAACAGCCCUUCCACUGUGACGUGCAUGACAUUUCUACAAAAAUAUACUCCAUACAUAAUUUUCACUGCUAGAAACCUCUCUUUCAGUGAAGCGACCACCUUGUGUCCUGGUAUCAGGAGAUCAGACCGGUUACCCGGGUGUCAGGAUAUCUGAUCGGUUUCAUCAUAACAGCAGGAGAGCCUAUAUAUAUAGGACGUGAAUUCUACAAGUGAGACGAGGCUGUUUUCGAAGCAAAACACAUGGUCGUAACUUGAACGCCAGACAGGGUAGACACCUGACGUGUGUGACCAGUACGUGGCAGAUUUCCCUGAAGCACGAUGGAGUAUGUGAGAAUUAAUUCCGGGGAAAAUCCAUAUGAUUGCAUACUGUGUGAUGCUUCCUUCUCCUAUCUGAGUAUUGUGAAGGUACACAUGAGAAGUCACACGGGAGAGAAACCGUAUAAGUGCGAUCUGUGUGAUGCUGCCUUCUCACAAUCGGGUAAUCACACAGGAGAGAAACCGUAUAAGUGCGAUCUGUGUGAUGCCGCAUUCUCACAAUCGGGUAAUCUGAAGACACACGUGAGAACUCACACAGGAGAGAAACCAUUUAAGUGCGAUCUGUGUGAUGCCGCAUUCUCAGACUCGGGUUAUGUGAAGAAACACAUGCGAACUCACACGGGAGAGAAACCUUAUAAUCUGAAAAAACACAUGAGAACUCACACGGGGGAGAAACCGUAUCAAUGUGAUCUGUGUGAUGCUGCCUUCGCACAAUCAAGUAAUCUGAAGAGACACAUCAGAACUCACACGGGAGAGAAAACGAAGAAGAAAAAGACGAAAGAAAAAAUCAUUCAUAAUAUGCGACAGGGCUCAUCUGAGUCGUCUGCGGUGCGUUCUGACUUGAUCACAGAGUUCCAUAUUGGUGCCUACGUGCAUUAG
Messenger RNA from Priapulus caudatus, 1608 nucleotides. RefSeq names its product zinc finger protein 2-like. The coding region runs from base 1012 to 1608 and encodes 198 amino acids. The record is from RefSeq and is a predicted model, not a curated record. Lineage: Eukaryota; Metazoa; Priapulida; Priapulimorpha; Priapulimorphida; Priapulidae. Gene Ontology annotation, biological process: regulation of transcription by RNA polymerase II; central nervous system development. Gene Ontology annotation, cellular component: nucleus. Gene Ontology annotation, molecular function: RNA polymerase II cis-regulatory region sequence-specific DNA binding; DNA-binding transcription factor activity, RNA polymerase II-specific. The transcript is spliced from 6 exons.